Photinus pyralis (common eastern firefly) is the source of this 4863-nucleotide messenger RNA. RefSeq names its product probable phospholipid-transporting ATPase IA (gene ATP8A). The transcript is spliced from 16 exons. Gene Ontology annotation, molecular function: ATP hydrolysis activity; ATPase-coupled intramembrane lipid carrier activity; magnesium ion binding. Gene Ontology annotation, biological process: phospholipid translocation. Gene Ontology annotation, cellular component: plasma membrane. Bases 566 to 3955 code for a protein of 1129 amino acids. NCBI's taxonomy places the organism in Eukaryota, Metazoa, Arthropoda, Insecta, Coleoptera, Lampyridae. The record is from RefSeq and is a predicted model, not a curated record.
CGCUAUACCUCUUGGAAGUCUGGGUUCUACCGGCCUUUGUUACACUUAUAGGGGUGACAUUUCCUGGCACUCCCGACUUGGGAAGACGCGCGUCGAGGUGCGGCUAUUUCCCACAGGGAACAGGUCUAUUAAAAGGACACGGAAGUAUUUGGGUGUGACCGCGCGAUGACCGGAUUUUUUUGCAAUUUGCUAGUAUAUCGUAUCGUCGGUGUGUAAGCGAUUCGAUCAUCGGUUCAAUUUAUCACGAGCAAUUAUAGAAAAUGAUGUCACCCCUCUCAUUUAAAAUUGACGGAUUCACUUGCACCUGAUGUACUCUUAAGCGGUCGUUUUUUUAUCGAUCAUUACCUUUUACGUUGAAAUGUCAUAAAAUGCACGGAUCGUUAAAAUCACCACCUAAAUAAAGGUCGAAUAGUUUGGGAAGUUCUACGAUGACUGCAUGGUAGUCGGUGGUGGAGCGUAUGGGCGAACACGUGCGUUUUGUUUUCGUGGCGCUCGCCUGAACGGUAUUAAUUUUGAAAGUUGAGCGGAAUUUGGUGCGUGUUGCUUUUGUUUAUACUGAAGACGGAUGCCUCAAAACAUCAUAGAACUUUCGCCGCUUUCGCCCGAAACUCCCACGAGAGGCCUUAUUUCCAGCACCGAUUUGGAUUCGCCAGAUCAGCAAGAUGGAAUUCCACCUACGGAAAUGGUACCCGAAACGGUGGUCGUCGGCAAGGAUCCAAUGGAACAUCGUGUGAUAUUCAUCAACCGGACUCAACCUCCCGUACACAAAUUUGUUAGCAACCACAUCUCGACUGCCAAAUACAGUGUAAUUCGUUUCAUCCCGUUAUUUUUAUUCGAGCAAUUCAGAAGAUGGGCCAACAUUUUCUUCUUGCUCAUAGCGCUCCUGCAACAGAUUCCCGACGUUUCGCCUACGGGACGUUAUACCACCCUCGUACCGCUGAUAUUUAUAUUGUCCGUUUCCGCCAUUAAAGAAAUCGUCGAGGACAUUAAAAGGCACCGAGCAGAUGACGAGACGAAUUAUAGGCACGUCGAGGUGCUGAGGAAUGGCAUGUGGACGCAAGUACGAUGGUUGAACGUGGUUGUUGGGGAUAUCGUUAAAGUUCUGAAUGAUCACUUUUUUCCGGCAGAUCUCAUUGUUUUAUCCUCUAGUGAACCCCAGGGCAUGAGUUUUAUAGAGACCGCAAAUUUGGACGGCGAAACAAACUUAAAGGUCAGACGCGCCCUUCAAUGCACAUCCGUAUUAACAUCAAAGGACGAGCUGUGCAAUUUGACGGGAACUGUGGAAUGCGAGCCGCCCAACAGGCAUUUGUACGAGUUUUCCGGCGUUUUAAAGGAAACGAAUAAGGUAGCGCAGGCGAUAGGUCCGGAUCAGAUCUUGUUGCGCGGCGCCAUGCUGAGAAAUACUUCCUGGGUUUUCGGUUUGGUUAUCUAUACCGGGCACGAAACUAAAUUAAUGCGAAAUUCGACUACGGCACCGUUGAAAAGGUCCAGCAUUGAUAAACUAACGAACAUCCAGAUUUUACUAUUGUUCGGAAUAUUGCUUACAAUGUGCAUAAUUUGUUCGGCGUGCAACGAGGUGUGGACCAACAGGCAUGCGGACAAGGACUGGUACAUCGGCUUGGAAGACAUGAUAAAUCAAAACUUCUUGUACAAUUUGCUGACGUUCAUCAUCUUAUUUAACAAUCUAAUACCGAUAUCGUUACAAGUGACGCUCGAAGUAGUACGGUUUAUACAAGCAAUCUUUAUUAACAUGGAUAUCGAAAUGUACCACGCAGAGACCAACACGCCCGCCAUGGCUCGCACCUCCAACCUGAACGAAGAACUUGGGCAGGUCAAGUACAUCUUUUCGGAUAAGACGGGCACACUCACCCGAAACAUUAUGGAGUUUAAAAAAUGCGCAAUCGGUAAUACGAUUUACAAUGUCGACGAAAGUCUCGCGAUUAAGCACAUUCAAAGCAAUCACAAGAAUGCGGAGUUGCUACACGAGAUGUUAAUUUUGUUAUCCGUCUGUCAUACGGUCGUACCCGAAAAGCCGAAGGACGACCCUUUCGGUAUAAUUUACCAUGCGGCAUCGCCAGACGAACGCGCUCUGGUGUACGGCGCUCGUAAGUUUGGGUAUUCGUUUCUAAGUCGCACUCCGGAUACCGUUGAGAUCGACGCUUUGGGUCAGAUACAGAAGUUCGAAAUUUUGAAUGUGAUCGAGUUUACGUCGAGUCGCAAGCGAAUGUCCGUCAUUGUUCGGGACUCCCGUAACGAGAUAAAAUUACUAUGCAAAGGCGCAGAUACGGUAAUAUAUGAACGACUAGAGAAUUCCACCACCGAAUACGGAGACGUCCUAUUACAACAGCUAGAAGUAUUCGCGACAGAAGGUCUACGUACUUUAUGUUGCGCCGUCGCCAAUUUAAAUCAGCAAGACUACGACAAAUGGAAACAGAUCUACCACAAGGCGUGCACCUCCAUCGAUAAUCGCGAGGCGAACAUCGAAAAGGCGGCCGACUUGAUCGAGAAGAAGCUGCGGCUAAUAGGCGCGACCGCGAUCGAGGACAAACUUCAGGACGGCGUUCCGGAAACGAUCGCCGCACUACUCAAGGCCGACAUUAACAUUUGGGUUUUAACUGGCGACAAACAGGAGACCGCCAUUAAUAUCGGAUAUUCUAGCCGGCUACUUUAUCAGGGGAUGCCGCUUAUUAUUCUAAACGAUGACAGCUUAGACGGUACCAGGGAGGCGGUGCUGAGGCACAACGACGAUCUGGGCGCGAACUUGGAAAAGCAAAAUGAGAUCGCGCUAAUCGUAGAGGGCAAGACGUUGAAAUACGCGUUGAGCUGCGACCUACGGUCCGAUUUUAUUAAGCUCUGUAUUUCGUGUAAGGUGGUCAUUUGUUGUCGGGUCUCGCCCAUGCAGAAGGCGGAGGUGGUCGAAUAUAUUACUCAGUAUACGAAGACGGUCACGUUGGCGAUUGGUGAUGGCGCUAACGACGUGGCUAUGAUUCAAAAGGCGCACGUCGGUGUCGGUAUAUCCGGACAGGAAGGUUUGCAGGCGGCUUGCGCCUCGGAUUACAGCAUAGCCCAGUUCCGUUUCUUGCUAAGGCUCAUAUUGGUGCAUGGGGCGUGGAAUUACUUGCGCAUGUGUAAAUUGAUUUUGUACAGUUUUUAUAAGAACAUUUGCUUGUACGUCAUCGAACUUUGGUUUGCGAUCUAUUCGGGAUGGUCCGGCCAGAUUCUGUUCGAACGGUGGAGCAUCGGCCUGUACAACGUUAUUUUUACCGCUUUACCGCCUUUAGCGCUAGGGCUCUUCGAUAAGAGUUGCGGCGCGGACGUCAUGUUAAAGUAUCCGAAGCUGUACAAACCGUCUCAAAGCGGGGAGUUGUUCAAUGUCAAGGUGUUCUGGAUAUGGGUCGUAAAUGGUAUGAUACAUUCUGCUUUACUAUUUUGGCUCUCUCUAUUAGCCACCAAGCACGAUGUUGUUUGGAUGAACGGAAUGGAGGGGGGCUAUUUAUUAAUGGGAAAUUGUGUUUAUACAUAUGUUGUCGUAACUGUAUGCUAUAAGGCGGGUUUAAUUACGAACUAUUGGGCGUGGCCUACACACUGUGCUAUUUGGGGAUCCAUCGUCUUAUGGUUCUUAUUUGUGAUAAUAUAUAGUAACUUUUGGCCAGUGAUACCGGUUGGAACGGUAAUGUGCGGAGUGUACAUUAUGCUAUUUUCUUCGGCUGUGUUUUGGUUAGGAUUAUUACUUAUUCCAAUGGUCACAAUGACACCAGAUUUUGUAUUUAAGGUCGUUUAUGGAACUGUACGAAAGAGUCUUACGGAGGCGAUGCGCGAAAGCGAAAUUAGACAAACGGAUCCGACGAGUUUGUUUAGCAAAGACGCGAAAAGCUCAGAUGGAGUCGACAUAGUCAAUAUAGGCUGGCGACGAUGUAACAGCACCGUAACACCGGCAAGUGACGACUUGUCUUGACAUUCAACACCUUGGAUACAAACGAUAGCUAAAAACCAAAAAUACUAGCCUUAGGGGAUUAGACAAUACCAGUAGAGUUAAGAUAUCGAACCAAUGUUACGGGACCAAUUUUUUUUUACAAAUCACGCACACUAUUGUUCCAAUUUGAUGAGACACGUUAACUAAUAAGCUGCUUUCCGUUUAUAGUGGCAUGGGUGACUGAAUAAUAAUAUGCACAAUUUUACUUUGUCCAUUGUUUUUGUAAAUACUUUACUUUCAUGGUAUACUAUUGUAUGUUAUGAAUGACUUGUAACUGUUUCACCACUAAUUUCUAGGGUGUAUUGUAACUUUAGAAAUUUCUACCAACAAAGCACAAUUGAGUGAACUUUCGAUUAUUCCAAAUAUAUACAAUGUAGCUUUAGGAGUAUGCGAAGAUUCGAAUAUUUUUCUGUUGCUGAAUUACUCCCCACUUUCAGCCAAUCGAGAAUCUUCAAACGCGUGAGAGGAGAGCGCAGUGACUCUUAGUUCUCGAUUAAGAGUAAUCCAGCACGUUGAAAAUAACGAAUUUUUGAGAAGAAGCGCACAAAGACUUUUAGCUAGGGGUGUAGCAUGUUCAGAGUCUUUUUAAUUUACUUCACAAGAUACUAGGUCGAUCUAAUGACCAAAUAAUUGAGACCGCCCGUAAAUGGCGUCCUCGGCGUGGAUUACGCACACUAUAAAAGUGAUUCUAAUUGUCUUAAAGACGCACAAAUACAACUGACUUCCUAGCAGUCGACAGUUCACUACAACUAACAAUAUUUGCUUGUGAUAUAAUUUCGAUGUAACUAUUUUUAUUAAUUUUAAUCUUCAUUUACUAAUAAAUAGGUAUCCUGUGUAGACAAUACUAAUAAAUAGUGUUAAAACAUUUUAUUUUCCGCAUAUUAUAUUUU